This is a messenger RNA of Mizuhopecten yessoensis (Yesso scallop), 2381 nucleotides long. RefSeq lists its product as uncharacterized. Lineage: Eukaryota; Metazoa; Mollusca; Bivalvia; Pectinida; Pectinidae. The record is from RefSeq and is a predicted model, not a curated record. The coding region runs from base 104 to 898 and encodes 264 amino acids. The transcript is spliced from 2 exons.
GAGAAAAAUAAACAGCAAAACUUUGGCGCCUGUUAACCUACUAUUAUUUUCGAAAAUGUUACUUUAAUAAGUGUUUUAUUGGUUCAAAGAAGACAAUAUCAGGAUGGCGUGUGGAGGAGAGUGCUACUAUUGUAUGAAGCCGCCUGAGAGAGGGAUGGAUCUAGAUUCAGCCCUUCAUGAACUAGGCAUGCUUAGUUCUGGCACAAAUAGCCGCAAAGAAUACAUAAAAGAGCGAAAGAGAUCAACAAGCGAGUCAUCGUCUUCACGACCUUUCAAUGAGCCAAUGUCAAGAGCCUUUAAUGAACCGGUCCCAUUUAAUGAACCAGCAUCCAACUUCCAGGGAAAGGGGUUUCACAUUCUUCAGGUAGAUCCAAAGUAUGUGACUGGAUUUUCCGCUGAUUUUCCAGUAGUUAUGAAUGUGCCAAAAUUUGACAUUGAUGCUUCAAUGGAUGCUUCAAAAAUUCCCUCCACAUCUGAAACAAGCCCAAUACUAGAUCCUCGAACAAGGGAUUGUUUCUGUGUUCAGGGUUCCUGCCAUCACUCCGAUGCCACACCAAAGCAGACGAUACCUAAACGUUCCAUGUUGAGGAAAGGCCGGUAUAAGAGAUACCUGAAACCCUAUGAAGUCCCAUGGAGACUUCACAAUUCACCUCCAGAGGUUGAAAUGCACCAUCAGGAACAUUCCUUAUCCAAGUCUAAUGAGUCCUCUCCUGUCAAGGCUUUGAGUGGUGAAGGUGGUCCUUUAACUAGGUCAAGGUCGUUAAAUAACCUUGAAUCGGCUCGGGCAAGGUUAGCAGACAUCUUUGAGGAACCCCAUCCUCACCAUUCCGCCGAUAGACAAGAAAUUGAAAAGGUCUCUCAACAGAUAGAAAAUUUACAUUUUGUUGAAAAGACAUAACAUUUAAAUAUUUUCUAGUCUAGUUAAUUAAGUUAUUAAUAAUAAGAAAAGAGACAAUUCCACUACUUCUAAAAUGGUUGUAUUCCCAUGUAUAUGACUGCUAUAGUUAACUGUUGCUUAUAGUAAUAUUAUUUAACACUUCUUGUAAAAUGCUAUUAUUUAUUUGUAAAUUAGCUAUAGUAGUGUCCAUUUAGUUUACCUCCACUUGUAGGAUGUCUGACAAUGCAAGCACAACAAUAAUUACUGUGCAUUAUAAUUUAAUGUUUCACUGUCUUACGAUAUUUAUUUAAAUAAAUAUGGUAAGGUAGUAAAAUAUAAAAUUAUAAUGAAGGACAGGGGAACUUCGACAAUAGUUCUGUUACCGAAUAGGUGGUAAUGAAUUCCAUAAGACUUCACUAUUAUUUCUCUGCCGUAAAACCUGUUCAUAUUGAAUUCCAUGAAACCAAAUUAGAAGAAAAUGUCACUGUCAGUAAACAUAUCUGUAAAGUUAUUAUUUUUGUGCAGUAAGUAAUAUUUAUAAUGAAUCCCAUCAGACUUAAAAUAUAGGUUCUGGUAAAUAAUGUUUAUGGUGGCCUCCAGGGAACCUGAGAAAUUAGUUCUCUCCAGUAAACCCUAAAAUCAUAAUGAAACCCAUGGGACCUGAGAAAUGAGUUUUCUACAGUAAAACAUAUUUUAAAAUCAUUCACCCCUAAAAUUUCAUAAUGAACUAUUCCAACCUUUGAAUUGGAAGAGUUCAAAUGUGUCUUCAGGAGUGAAUGAGUUAAUAAUGGAUUCCAGAAAUUUUCUUUGAACACAAAAACAUCCAUUAUAAAUGUAUUGCAAUACAAUAUGUUUGUUUAAUGUGGUAUUCUAGUUGUUUGAUAUGUAUUGUGACAGCCCCUGCCCAUAGUUGAGUAGAAUAUUUGAUAUCGUAAACAAGUCUGGAAUCAGAUGUAUACAGUAGUGGUCAGUUCAUGGUAGUGGUCACUAUAUCAAGUUUAUUUCUUUGGCUUUAUUUUUGUCUUAAUAAAUUUUCUUUGUAUAUGUCACUUUUUCUGUAGCCAAGACGAUGUUACAAACACAGCACAUACCGUAGGUAUCCCAUAGAAAUGUCUGUUAAGUAAAAAUAAAAAUUUACCUCAAACUUAAAAGGUGUUAUAAUUACAUAUUUUGAGGUAAAUCAAGACAUUUUAGUUAUCCAACUUACUGCUUCAUAACAGAAUUAACUCACAAAUUAUCAAUCGUCAUCUGUCAUCACUUAAAUCCUAAUCUGUCAUCACAAGUUGAAUAUUCUGUUUCUCCCAUAAAUUAAAAUUUAAAUAACGACAGUGUUUGUUAUGCUAGGUGAUGUAUUCUGGUGUAAACCUUGAACUAGGACUUAAAUAGAUAACAUACUAAGUAAGCAUGGUAGGGAGAGCUAAUAUCCAUGAUAUUAUUUAAAAUUUUAGGUUUGGGAGAUGUCUCUUACCCUGGACAGGUGUAUCCGCACUUUUACCGAUGUGAG